Medicago truncatula (barrel medic) is the source of this 1827-nucleotide messenger RNA. RefSeq names its product exocyst complex component EXO70H1. NCBI's taxonomy places the organism in Eukaryota, Viridiplantae, Streptophyta, Magnoliopsida, Fabales, Fabaceae. The record is from RefSeq and is a predicted model, not a curated record. The coding region runs from base 1 to 1827 and encodes 608 amino acids. The transcript has a single exon. Gene Ontology annotation, cellular component: exocyst. Gene Ontology annotation, molecular function: phosphatidylinositol-4,5-bisphosphate binding. Gene Ontology annotation, biological process: exocytosis.
AUGAGAAUAUUUUGCUUGAAACCUUUAACACCAUGGUUUUCAAUAUACCGCAACAGAUUGCCAUCCUCAAAUUCAAGUUCAUCCACAACACCUUCAAGCAGAAAAGCUGCAACACAAAUAGAAGCAGCAGAAGCACUUAUACAAAAAUGGAACUCCGAAACCUCGGAUUAUGCCAAAAUAACUUCCCUCUUCUACAACAACAAAUGUGAAGCCAUUCAGUACAUUCACCACGUUAACCAACUUCAAAGAGCCAUGCACUCGUUACUCGAGCUCGAACCAUCGUCUCCAGAACUCAUCCACGCACAAAACCUAAUGCAAAUUGCUAUGAAGAGGCUCCAAAAAGAAUUCUACCAGAUCUUAACCAUGAACCAGGCAUACUUAGACUCUGAAUCCUUCUCCAUCAGAUCCUUUAGCACUUCUUUCGGUUCUUUUGAUGGUGGAACACUGGAAGACGACGAUGAUCACGAUGCACAGGAUUGUAUCUCUGAAGUUGAACGCGUUUCUUCCGAUGUGGUGGAUGAUUUGAAAAUUAUUGCCGAGUGCAUGGUUUCUAACGGUUACGGAAAAGAGUGUGUAAACGUUUACACCACGGUUAGAAAAUCGAUUGUUGAUGAAGGUGUUUACAAACUCAAUGUGGAGGAACGAAGUUUCUCGAAGGGGAAUAAGAUGGACUGGGAAGUUCUUGAGAUGAAAAUCAACUGUUGGUUAGAGGCAGUUAAGAUCUCAGUGAGAACACUCUUUUCUGGAGAGAGAAACCUCUGCGAACGAAUUUUCGCUUCGAAUUCCAUCAGAGAAGCUUGUUUUGGUGAAAUUUCAAGAGAUGGAGCUACUCUUCUCUUACGAUUUCCUGAAUUCGUUGCGAAAACAAAGAAAUGGACACCGGAGAAGAUUUUCCGUUUGCUUGAUAUGUAUGCCACAAUCACCAUGUUGUUACCGGAGGUUGAAUCGAUUUUCUCUUUCAAUUCAACCUCUGGUGUUAAAUCUCAAGCAUAUAAUUCACAACAAAGACUCGUUGAAUCUGUAAGAAAUAUUUUCUCAGAAUUCGAGUCCGCAAUCCUGAAGGACUCUUCCAAAUCGCUGGCGAAUUUCGGCGGUAUUCAUUCCCUUACAACGCAAACAAUGCAAUAUCUUACCAAGCUUACAGAUUACAGCAACGUGCUUUCUGAAAUAUUCUUCGACAUUCCUCCGUCGUUGAAUUCCCCAUUGCCAGAAUCUUACUUAUACAGUCCAGAAUCAUCCAACUACUCGACGGAAAUUGAAACUGAAUUUUCCAUUCGAAUAGCGUGGUUGAUUCUAGUUCUUCUCUGCAAAAUCGACGUCAAAUCGAAGCAAUGCAAGAACAUAUCCUUAUCAUAUCUAUUUCUUGCAAACAAUCUUCAACACGUGGUGGAGAAGGUUCGUGUGUCGAACUUGCAAUACGUUCUUGGUGACGAUUGGUUGUUGAAGCACAUGGAGAAGGUGAAACGGUUGAUUGAGAAGUAUGAGAGAAUAGCAUGGGGCGCAGUGGUUACGUCAUUGCCGAAAAAUCCAACGACAGCGAUAUCAGUGGCGGAGGCGAGGGCGGUAUUUAUGAAAUUCAAUCUGGAAUUUGAGAAAGCUUAUCAGAAACAGAAUUCGUUUGUUAUGCCAGAAUCAGAACUUCGCGAAGAGAUAAAAGCGUCUCUGGGGAGAAAAAUAAUCCCAAUUUAUCGCGAGUUGUAUGAUACACACCGCAUUGUGAAAGGAUCAAAGAGUGAAAUGAAUGAAUAUGUCGUUUUUACCCACGAAGAUGUUCAGAGUUACUUGGUGGAUCUCUUCUGUGUGGGGAGAGAGCUUAACAAUAUAUAA